GGCUGAGUCAUGCGCCAAGCCGAAGGGACCCGAAAGUGCAAGUUCAACUUCCAACGCUUCUUUCCGACCAGACUGAAAGCGAACGCCCUUUCUCACUCUCCCUCCUCUACCCCAACUUUCCCCUCAUCGACCACCCCGUCGCGAUGAUGUCCCAGUCUCUCAGAGCGUCGCGCUCGCUCCUCUCCCGCGUCUCUCGGCAGCAGGUUUCUUCUGCUGGCCGCCGCACUUUCCUGACCUCCGCCGUCCGUCAGGCCGACCCCGUUCAGGAGCUGUACCUCCGUGAACUCCGUGCCUACAAGCCCACCCCCAUCAAGGCCGGCGACGCCGACGCUCACGUCCAGAAGUUCCAACUGCCCGCCGCGCCCCAGUCUCCCGAGGAGGCCGACCUGGCCAACCAGCUCAAGUCCUACGAGACCCAGGAAGUCGAGGUCGAGGGCCAGGCUGCCGCUGGCGAGGCCGCCCCCGUCGAGGAGAGCUGGUUCGAGGAGGAGGAGGAGGCUCCCGCCGCCCACUAGGUUUGAUGAACUUUCGCCCAUGAUCAAUGUUCCGGUUUUAGGGAAAACCGUGGGGACGAUUUUGGAGAACGUUAUUGUUCUCAAGUCCUGAGAGGCAUUUUGUAAAUUAAACCUACUCGGAGCAUAUGAGUUUCUUCAUCUUCAAGCAGUAUCUGCCUUACGAAUCCAUAUUCCUUCUGUU
Messenger RNA from Aspergillus candidus, 696 nucleotides. RefSeq names its product ATP synthase subunit H. Gene Ontology annotation, biological process: proton motive force-driven ATP synthesis. The record is from RefSeq and is a predicted model, not a curated record. Bases 144 to 515 code for a protein of 123 amino acids. Lineage: Eukaryota; Fungi; Ascomycota; Eurotiomycetes; Eurotiales; Aspergillaceae. The transcript has 3 exons.